AUGACGGCGCAGGCCUUCACACUCGCCAGCAGCAGCAGCAGCAGCAGCAGCAGGAACCGGCAUCAUCACAAGGCAGAGUUGAAGAAGCACACGCGCUACCGCUCGCGGACAGCAGCAGCCUUGCGGGCAGCGCACCAGGAGGGUUAUCCGGAUGGGGAUGCUUGGUGGGAAGGAGACAUCGAUCCCUGGACCGAGGCAGAAAGCAGGGCCUUGAUGCAGCAGUUCAAGGAGAGCGUGCUGCGGGAGGACGGCCUGUCCGUACGUGUCAUGGGCGACGAAGGCGCCAAGGAGCUGGCCGACCAAGCUGCAACCGGCCUCCUCGAUCUCGUGGAUCGAGAGUUCCACAGCAGGAUAAGCCGCGCCUCCGGCGGUGGCAGCGCAGACCACGUUACCGCCACUCACAAUGGGCGUCCCGCGACGGACGGGAGGAAAAGAAGCGUGGUCUCGCCUUUUUCGACGGCACCGGAAAGAGAUAGAGAUGAGGAAGAAGAUAGCGAAGAAGGCGACGGCCUGGAUUGGUUGGACGGGAUCGAAAGGGAGGCAGCGGGGGCAAGGAGCAGGCCCGGCGGUACAGGAGGCGUGAAGCGCACGGAGGGCACGCUGUUGGGAUAUGAUGCCACCGCCCAACCCUUGCCAGUUUUGGAGUCUAUUGGGGACAGGGCGGAGUACGAGUCGGCGUUGGUAGCCUUGAAGGCGUAUCACCGGCAGCACGGAAACCUCCUCCUGACCCAGAACUACCUCAUGCCCGACGAGGAAGAAAGCGGGAACAUGUUGGAGUACCGUGGGUGGCGUUUGGGGCAAAAGGUGUACACGAUGAAGUUCUGGAAGAGGCACGUGAGAGACCGACCAUCAAGGAGAGCGGAGUUGGCUAAGCUGGGCUUCGUCUGGGGAAGGUUGCAGGACGAGUACAAUUUGUUUCUGGAGGCGUUGUUGGCCUACAGAGAUAUCGAGGGGUGUCUACUUGUUCCCACUUCGUUCGUCGUCCCGGAAACGGAGCCCUGGCCCCUCUCGUGCCAGGGCAUGAGGCUUGGGGCCAAGGUGGCUGGGGUGAGAAAUCAGAGCUUGUACGUCAGGACGGAUGUUGCGCGAUGGUACCAGCUGGAUGCGAUAGGCUUCGUAUGGGAUCUGUCGGACGCCCCUUUCCGCCAGGUGUACGACGCCCUGCUGCAGUACAAGGCUGAGCACGGCAAUCUUCACGUACCGGUGGCCUUUCGCGUGCCGUCGAGCCCGCCGUGGCAUCAAGACCUGUGGGGGCUGGCACUGGGGCAAAGGGUCCUCGACAUCCGAGCGACGCAUCGAUACAUCCGCAACGAUCCGGAGCGAAUUCGGCUGCUGAACGAGGUCGGCUUCCGCUGGACUGAUGCCACCACAGCUAGCUACGGCAACGUCGUGCGAGCGCUAAAGGCGUACCGCAAGAUCAAGGGCCGCGACUUAUCGGUACCGAGCUCCUUUGUCGUGCCAUCCUUCCUCCCGUGGCCACAGUCGUGCUGGGGGCUCCGGCUGGGAACAGCUCUCGUCGACAUUCGCAGCAAGGGCAGGUAUCUAAAGGGAGAAGAGAGGCAGCAGAGGCGCAACGAGCUGGAGCGCUUGGGGGUGUUCGCGCAGUCGCGGGAGGCGAUCCUGGGGAACGUGGUAAAGGGGUUACGGACCUAUCUCAGUGUGUUUGGGGACACCAUGGUCCCGCAGGGGUUCGUAGUCCCAGAAGGGGAAGCCUGGCCGGAAGAAUGCAGGAAACUAAAGCUGGGUUCAAUGCUGUACGGCCUCCGCAGGAACCCCGAUCGGCUGAACCGGCACCCGGAGAUACGGGCGGAGAUCACCGCACUAGGGUUCAGCUGGAAGGUACCCAAGAGGGGCCGUCGGAAAAGUAUCGACACCACUGCUGCCGCCGCCGCCGCUACAUAUGCCGGGGUCGAUGGCACGGCGCCGAGAAGUAGAGGCCGCGGCAGGAACGAAGCGCUCGGUGGGGAGCCGGGAGGCGUAGCGGCGGCAGCAGCAGCGGUCCUGCGACCAUCGCCACCGCCGUCGGAUGCCGCUGUUGUUGUGUUGGCGGCCGAAGGGGUCGGGCAGGACGUCGAAGGCCCUUCGCGGUUAGGCGAUGGAGCUGGUGGUCGUGGGUUUGAUGUUGGGGGUGAGGGUGGUACUGUUGUCAGUGAUGGUAGGUCUGAAGGUGUGCGUGCCCGAAGUCGGGCACAUGGUGAAGAUAGCACCACAGCGAAGACGAAUAAAGGUAGCGUAGUAGCGAACGGUAGUUCAAGUUGUAGGAAUAGAGCGGGUCGACUCCUGUCCCCCGCAGGCUGUUAGAAGAAGGUGGGGAGAUGUUGGGAGGGGGGGGCGGCGUGCGGGCUGUUGGGCCGCCGGGCGCUGGAGCUUAGACUAGCGCACCUCGCUAGAAGCGCCAUGUUCGCAAAAGGUUUCGUGGCACGCAAUUCGCUGAUUGGUCAAUGCACCUGCAGUGGAAUUUUCAAAUUGGUAAAAGAACAGGGACGGCCCAAGAUCGUUGGUCGACGGGUGGGGUAAUCCACGGCCAAACCGAGGGGUGCUGAAGGUUUGCCGUUUACUUUCGAAGCUAGUGGUUGCUUGUUCGAACCCGGUGCGCUGUACGUUUCAGGAGGCGGAAAUGUUUACCGUUUCGUUUCGAAACUAGUGGUUGCUGGUUCGAACCCGGUGCGCUGUAAGUUUCUUUGCGCGGCCUUAAGCUAGGAUAUUUGGCCCCUAACCGCAACCCAACCGACCCGACCCAAACCUAUGGCAGUGGAAAGUGCUAGGUCACUACACGAAGCAAGCCUAGGCCGCGGCAAGCCGCGGGGCUGGCGCUAGGUUGCUGCACCGUUUGCGUUCUAGGUUGCUGUUGCUGUCCCGUUUAGGCUAACUAAGCCGCGGCGCAGGAGGGGGUAAGGGCUAGGUUGCUGUGCACCGUCAGGGCUAGGUUGUUGUUCGUCAGGGCUAGGUUGCUGUACGGUGUCAGGGCUGCACCUACCCAAGGAGUGUUUCAAGAAAUGGUGUCCCGACAUGGAGAUCACU
Molecule: messenger RNA, 3021 nt
Organism: Ectocarpus sp. CCAP 1310/34
Lineage: Eukaryota; Phaeophyceae; Ectocarpales; Ectocarpaceae
Source: the annotation of a GenBank genome assembly